GUGAACUUCGAGUCUUCGACAUUUCAACGGUGAACUUCGAAUCUUCGACAUUUCAACGGUGAAUCAUUACUGUUUGAGAGCCAUGCCUUACAAGUUAAGAACAAGAUUAGUAAGGACUCCUGAGCGUCCGUCCUCCAGUAGAAAUCUGGUUUGUCAGACAGUAGAUCCCAUCCAGGACAUUUCAACGGUGAACCAUUACCGUUUGAGAGCCAUGCCUUACAAUUUAAGAACAAGAUUAGUAAGGACUCCUGAGCGUCCGUCCUCCAGUAGAAAUCUGGUCUGUCAGACAGUAGAUCCCAUCCAGGACAUGCUGGACAACAGGUCAGGUGGAAACCAGAGGGCCACCAAGAGAAAGUCUGACGAGAGCCAUGAAAGAGCCAUCAAGACUAGCAGGACAAGUCAAUGUCCCUCCGAGGGCUUCAGACCGUCAUUCAGCAGAGGAAACUUUAACUCCGCUGAGGAUGCUGGGACAUCGACACCCGCCUGCGCCAGCAUUAGCUCCAAAUCUGAGGAGAAGAAGGGCAGGAAGAGGAGGUUCGAGGACACAGAAGCAUACGGGAAGAGGAAAAGAACGUUCAUGAGUCCCAAUGAGGGCACCAGCUACCAGGCCACCACUGAGACCAUCCCUGAGGCCAUCCCUGAGACCAUCCCUGACGCCAUCCCUGAGGCCACCCCUGAAACCUCCUUCAGGUCCGGAUCUGAUACCUUCAUCAGCACCAACUCUGAGGAGAAGAAGGGCAGGAAGAGGAAGUCUGAGGACACAGGAGAAUACGGGAAGAGGAGAAAAACGCCCCUCAGUUCCGGUACGGACACCAGCUACCAGGGCACCAAUGAUACCACCACUGAGUCCACCCCUGAGACCAUCCCUGAGACCACCUCCAGUGAUGAAUUUGACACCUCCUCCACACAAAACAGCAGAGGUGAGUAGAGAUAGAAA
Messenger RNA from Sebastes umbrosus (honeycomb rockfish), 937 nucleotides. RefSeq lists its product as uncharacterized. Bases 83 to 928 code for a protein of 281 amino acids. The transcript is spliced from 4 exons. Lineage: Eukaryota; Metazoa; Chordata; Actinopteri; Perciformes; Sebastidae. The record is from RefSeq and is a predicted model, not a curated record.